Molecule: messenger RNA, 570 nt
Organism: Trichomonas vaginalis G3
Lineage: Eukaryota; Parabasalia; Trichomonadida; Trichomonadidae
Product: RNA polymerase II transcription regulator recruiting protein
Exons: 1
Coding region: 1-570 (189 amino acids)
Biological process (GO): regulation of DNA-templated transcription
Cellular component (GO): nucleus
Molecular function (GO): DNA-binding transcription factor activity, RNA polymerase II-specific; RNA polymerase II cis-regulatory region sequence-specific DNA binding
Source: RefSeq, a predicted model, not a curated record
AUGAUGUCCAGUUCAAUCGAGAGUGAAACAACAUUAAAGCCAGUAAGGAUGAGAUUCACUCCAGAAGAAGAUGCAAUGAUAAAAGAUCUAGUUGAAAAUAAAAAGAUUAGUCCAUGGAGUGAAGUUGCUAAAUAUCUUCCAGGAAGAACAGGAAAUCAGUGCAGAGAUAGAUAUAAUUCAUACCUUUAUGCUAAUACAUCUUCAAAAUCAUGGACAAUUGAAGAAGAUAAAAUGAUUGUUGAAAAAUAUAAAGAAUUUGGUCCGCGUUGGGUAUUAAUCAGUAAAUUCAUACCUGGAAGAAAUGGAAAUAGUAUUAAAAAUCGCUGGCACAAAGCUUUAGUUAAGUAUCAUGGAAUCAAGCACAAUAAUGUAAAACAGGAAAGAAGAAAUAAGAAUCUAAAAUAUUGCCUAAAUUGUCCAGCUACUCAACCAGUCAAUAAUGAAGAUAUAAAUUUUCUCAUAGAUCAAUUAGUUAAGAACAUUCCUGAUGAUAGCGAAAUGAAUAUUGAUUUAGAUUCUUGUUUCUCAGAAUUUUAUGCAGAGAAUCUUGAUUUUCCAGCUUUUGUAUGA